This is a messenger RNA of Arabis nemorensis, 258 nucleotides long. Lineage: Eukaryota; Viridiplantae; Streptophyta; Magnoliopsida; Brassicales; Brassicaceae. The record is from the annotation of a GenBank genome assembly.
AUGGAAGGUUUGAUUCCGUUUUUGUACAAAGCAAUGGUUCUGUAUAAAAGAGAAGGAAGCUUUUCGUCGGUUUUGCUAAGCGAUCAUCACUCUCCUUCUACAUCCGGCUACUACAUGAGACUUCCCGGCGAUUCCUCCGGUAGAUUUCGAACGUCCGAUCUCCGGCGAUUUGGGACAGAUCGUCUUGGAUUGCUCGAAACCGCGUCGUCUUCUUCACCAUCUUGUGUUCCAACUAGGAACAUCACCAAACGUACGUAG